Messenger RNA from Anastrepha obliqua, 854 nucleotides. RefSeq names its product serine protease 1-like. The record is from RefSeq and is a predicted model, not a curated record. Gene Ontology annotation, biological process: proteolysis. Gene Ontology annotation, molecular function: serine-type endopeptidase activity. The transcript is spliced from 2 exons. The coding region runs from base 7 to 822 and encodes 271 amino acids. NCBI's taxonomy places the organism in Eukaryota, Metazoa, Arthropoda, Insecta, Diptera, Tephritidae.
AUCAACAUGAAAUUCUUAGUUGUCUUAGCUUUAGCCGUGGCAGUUGCCAGCGCCUCUCCGGUCUACGAAAAGACCGCUUUCAUCGAGGACUUGCCUGCAUCUCCCGUUUUGGAUGGACGCAUCACCAAUGGGGAUAAUGCCUGGGAUGGCUUGCUGCCUUACCAAGCUGGUCUGCUUUUGCAGAAAAGUUUCGGCACGUACUGGUGCGGUGGAUCUUUGAUUGGUACCAACUGGGUGCUGACUGCCGCUCAUUGUACUGAUCAAGCUGAGGCAAUCACUGUAUAUUUGGGCAGUGUGGUGCGUUCCAAUGGAAACCAAUAUGCCACUACCAUUCACUCCGCAGAUAUCCACCAGCACCCUAAUUACAACUCACAAACUCUUAAUAACGAUGUCACCCUUCUUUGGAUCCACUCUGUCUCCACUUCGGGCAACAUUCAACCCAUUAGGUUGCCAUCCUUCAACCAAUACAGCAACUAUGAAGGACAAUGGGCUACCGCAUCCGGAUGGGGCACCACCUCGGGCAACAGCCAAGAUCAUUUGCAGUAUGUCAGUGUCCAGAUUAUCUCUAACAGUGAAUGCGCUAGCGUCUAUGGCUCGAGCACUGUUACCGACAACACCAUUUGCAUUGCCACUCCCAAUGGCCGAUCAACUUGCAGUGGUGACUCCGGUGGUCCAUUGGCUGUUGACAACAACCAAGUGUUGGUUGGUGUAACCUCAUUCGUUGCUGCUAACGGUUGCCAGGCUGGUCUUCCAGCUGGUUUCCAACGUGUUAGCCAACACUUGGACUGGAUUCGAGGUGUCACUGGCAUCGCUUACUACUAAAUUUUUGUCUGAAAAAUAAUAAAGUUAAAUGA